CCCUGGCCUGGACUUCAUUUCCCAGAGUCACCCUGUGCUCUAACAUUUCCUGCUCUGACCGCCUGUGCGUGUGCAUGUGGGAGAACGUGCGCAUGCGUGCCUUUCCCUGUGGCUUGGGGCUGGGAAAAGAAGUUCAUUUACUGAUCAGAGAGGGCCCUGAGAGGCCGUGCUGCUCCUUCUCCCACAUUCCCUGGGGAGUCUUGCUCUGCAAGUGCAAUUGCAGGCGGUUCGGGAGCACACACCCCAGACCUGCUACCCACUGCUUCUGUGCCUCUGCAUCUGCCACCGUGGGCCCCAAGUUUCAGCGACUUCUCCUGUCCCACACUCUCCGCUUUGCUCUCCAGGUGUCCUGAAGAAAGGGGACGUGCUCCUGAGAGUUUCCACGGUGAUGACAGCAUUUGAAGACCUGGCUGUGUACUUUACGUGGGAAGAAUGGCAGAAAAUGAACAAUGCUCAGAAAAUCCUGUACAGAGAUGUGAUGCUGGAGACCUACAGCAACCUGUCCUCCUUGGGGCACUGCAUUACCAAGCCUGACUUGAUCUUCAAGUUGGAGCGAGGAGAAGAGCCAUGGAUGGUGGACGAAUGCUUGAAUCAGAGCCUUUCAGUGGUCAUGAAAAGGGAUGACCUGAUUAGGAUCAACCAGCAAAGUCAGGACAAAAAUCUGAAUCAGGAUUUUAUGAAAAAUAACAAGACAUCAGCUCUCAAGAGAAUAGAAUUAAGAAAAACACUUAGUUUAAAUUCAAUCCAUGUUCCAACACUGAUUAUUAAAAAGGGAAUCUAUUCAGGACUGAAGCCUGAGGAAUGCAAUAAAUGUCACACUGUGUUUCCCCCCAGUGGGCCUGAUCAACUACAGGCUGGAGAGAAAUUUGAUAACACUAAGAUACCUGGAAAAUCUCUCCAGUUCUGUGAGCCUCUUAGUCAGCAUGACAAUAUUCACAUCAUGAAGCAGCCAUUUGGACCCACUGGACAAGCAACAGUCUUCACAAGAAAGAUGUUCUGUAAAUCUGAGAGGGUUCAUAUGGCAGAAAACUGUAAUAAAUCAACUGUCACUUUUGGAAAAGCAACGCAAAUAGAAAAAGCUAUCCAUGACAAUUCUAGCCUCAAUAUGCAUCAACAAACUCACACAAGAAAGAAAUUUUAUAAGUACAUUAUGUAUGUUGAGCCUGUCAUUCACCAGUCACAUCUUGCAAUAAAUCAGAGACUAAAUACAAGGGAAAAACUUUACAUGUGUAAACCUUGUGGGAAAUCACUCAGUUUUAAUUCACCUUCUGAAUGUAGUGACUGUGGAAAAGCCUUUGGACAAAAGUCAGUCCUCAGGAAACAACACAAAAUUCACACAGGGGAGAAACCUCAUGAAUGUAGUGACUGUGGAAAAGCCUUUACACAAAAGUCAUACCUCAUAAACCAUCAGCAAAUUCACACCGGAGAGAAACAUCAUAAAUGCCUUCAAUGUGGAAAAAGCCUUCUGUGGAAGUCACACCUCACCAUACACCAGAGAAUUCACACAGGGGAGAAACCUCAUAAAUGUAAUGACUGUGGAAAAGCCUUUGGACGAAAGUCAGAACUCAUCAUACACCAGCGAAUUCACACAGGGGAGAAACCUCAUAAAUGUAAUGACUGUGGAAAAGCCUUUGGACGAAAGUCAGACCUCAUCAUACACCAGCAAAUUCACACAGGGGAGAAACCUCAUAAAUGUAAUGACUGUGGAAGAGCCUUUGGAAAAAAGUCAAACCUCCUCAUACAUCAGCAAAUUCACACAGGGGAGAAACCUCAUACAUGUAAUGACUGUGGAAAAGCCUUUGGACGAAAGUCAGUCCUCAUCAUACACCAGCAAAUUCACACAGGGGAGAAACCUCAUAAAUGUAAUGACUGUGGAAAAGCCUUUGGACACAAGUCAGGCCUCAGGAAACAUGAACGAAUUCACACCGGAGAGAAACCUCAUAAAUGUAAUGACUGUGGAAAAGCCUUUGGACAAAAGUCACACCUCAUCAUCCACCAGCAAAUUCACACAGGGGAGAAACCUCAUAGAUGUAAUGACUGUGGAAAAGCCUUUGGACAAAAGUCAAACCUCAUCAUACACCAGCGAAUUCACACAGGGGAGAAACCUCAUAAAUGUGAUGACUGUGGAAAAGCCUUUGGAAAAAAGUCAAACCUCAGGAAACAUCAGCAAAUUCACACUGGAGAGAAACCUCAUAAAUGUAAUGACUGUGGAAAAGCCUUUGGACAAAAGUCACACCUCAUCAUACACCAGCAAAUUCACACAGGGGAGAAACCUCAUAAAUGUAAUGACUGCGGAAAAGCCUUUACACAAAAGUCAAACCUCCUCUUACAUCAGCGAAUUCACACAGGGGAGAAACCUCAUAAAUGUAAUGACUGUGGAAAAGCCUUUGGACAAAAGUCAAGCCUAAUCAGACACCAGCGAAUUCACACAGGGGAGAAACCUCAUAAAUGUAAUGACUGCGGAAAAGCCUUUACUCAAAAGUCAUUCCUCAUAAACCAUCAGCGAAUUCACACAGGGGAGGAACCUCAUAAAUGCAAUGACUGUGGAAAAGCCUUUGGACGAAAGUCAGACCUCAUCAUACACCAGCGAAUUCACACAGGGGAGAAACCUCAUAAAUGUAAUGACUGUGGAAAAGCCUUUGGACAAAAGUCAAGCCUCAUCAUACACCAGCGAAUUCACACAGGGGAAAAACCUCAUAAAUGUAAUGACUGUGGAAAAGCCUUUGGACAAAAGUCAAACCUAAUCAGACACCAGCGAAUUCACACAGGGGAGAAACCUCAUAAAUGUAAUGACUGUGGAAAAGCCUUUGGACAAAAGUCAAGCCUCAUCAUACACCAGCGAAUUCACACAGGGGAGAAACCUCAUAAAUGUAAUGACUGUGGAAAAGCCUUUGGACAAAAGUCAAACCUCAUCAGACACCAGCGAAUUCACACAGGGGAGAAACCUCAUAAAUGUAAUGACUGUGGAAAAGCCUUUACUCAAAAGUCACACCUCAUCAUACACCAGCAAAUUCACACAGGGGAGAAACAUCAUGAAUGUAAUGACUGUGGAAAAACCUUUGGAUGAAAGUCACACUUCAUCAUACACCAGAGAAUUCACACAGGGGAGAAACCUCAUAAAUGUAAUGACUGUGGAAAAGCCUUUGGACAAAUACAGACCUCAUAUCACAGCAGAGAAUUCACACAGGGUAGAAAACUCAUGAUUGUAAUAACUGUGGAAAGCAUUUAGCCAUAAUUCGACCUUCAUCAUGCAUCAGAGAAUUCACACAGGGCAGAUACCUUAUGAAUGUAAUGACUGGAAAAGCCUUUGGACAAAAGUUAAACCUCAUAAUGCACCAGAGAAUGCACACAGUAUUGAAACUUCAUGAGUGUAAUCACUGUGGAAAAUCUUAAGUUCCAACUCCAAAUGCAUCAGAGGAUUCACACAGGGAAAUAACCUUAUAAAUGUAAUGACUGCAGAAAAGCCUUUUUCUAUAAGUUAUACUCAUAUCAAAACAAUUCACACAGGGCAGAAACCUUGUGAAUCUAGUAAGUGUGGAAAAGCCUUAAUAAAUCAUAUGUUAUAAAUCAUAGUUCAUGUCACACCAGAGAAUUCACACUGGGGAGAAACUUUAUGAAUGCAAUGACUGUAGAAAAGCCCUUGGCAAUAAGUCACAUCUUAGAAUGCAUCAGAAAAUGCACCUGAAGAGAAACCUUUUGGACAUAAUGACUUGGAAAGCUUUUUCCCAUAAUUCAGCCUUCAUUGCACAUCAUCUAAUUCAUAUGGGGGAAAACACUUUGGAUAUAAUGCAUAUGGAAAAGCCUUUAUCCAUAAGUAACACCUCAUAAAACAUUAGAAUUCACAUGGGAGAGAAACCUUAUGAAUGGAAUGAAUGUUGGAAAACUCUGCCAAAAUCACACAAUAUAACAUCAGAGAAUUUAUUACAUGGUGUAAAUCUUGUAAUAAAUGUGGGAAAGCCUUUUGUCAGAAGGAAUACCUCAUAACAUGUAGAUCAAAGAAGGGAGAGAACUUAAGAAUAUAAUGAAUGUGAAGGACUUUUUCCAAAAUCAACAUAACCAUGUGACGGAGCCUUUUGCUGGAAAUUACAUCCCAUACAAUAGGCACUCCCAUAAGGAAGAAAGGUUGGGACCAGCGCUGUGGCACAGUAGGUUAAAGCCCUGGCCUGAAAUGCCGGCAUACCAUGUGGGCACUGGUUCUAGUCCCAGUUGCUCCUCUUCUGAUCCAGCUCUCUGCUAUGGCCUGGGAAAGCAGUAGAAGAUGGCCUUGCACCCACAUGGGAGACCCAGAAGCAGCUCCUGACUCCUGGCUUUGGAUCCCUGCAGCUCCAGCCAUUACAUCCACUUGCGGAGUGAACUAGUGAAUGGAAGACCUCUUUCUGCUUCUCUGUCUCUAACUCUGUCUUUCAAAUAAAUAAAGUAAAUUGUUAAAAAAAAAAAAAAGAAGUUCAGAAAUAUUAUUAGUGUGAUAAAAAGCCAUUUGUCAGAAAUGGCAUUAUACAUCAGAAAAUUCACACAAGGGGUUUCUUAGGAGUGUAAUGAAUGUGGAAGCAUAUUUUCAUAGAAUUCUGGCUUGCAUAAAUAUGCAACUCAAAAAAGGUGAUAUCCUUCAAGUGCAAUAGACCUCAAAAAACCAUAGCCAGAAAUUAAACAUCAGGCCGGCACCGUAGAGCAAUAGGUUAACCCUCCACCUGCUAUGCUGGCAUCCCAUAUGGGUGCCAGUUCUAGUCCCAGCUGCCCCUCUUCAAUCCAGCUCUCUACUGUGGCCUGGGAAAGCAGUAGAAGACAGCCCAAGUGCUUGGGCCUCUGCACCCAGUGGAAGACCAGGAAGAAGCACCUGGCUCCUGGCUUCAGAUCAGUGCAGCUCUGGCCAUUGUGGCCAUUUGAGGAGUGGACCAACAGAAGGAAGACCUUUAACUCUGUCUCUCUCACUGUCUGCAACUCUACCUGUCAAAUAAAUAAAAAUCUUAAAAAAAAAAAAAAAAAAAAACAA
Messenger RNA from Oryctolagus cuniculus (rabbit), 4990 nucleotides. The record is from RefSeq and is a predicted model, not a curated record. Lineage: Eukaryota; Metazoa; Chordata; Mammalia; Lagomorpha; Leporidae.